AUGAGUCUCUCCACUAAGGACAAGGCAAUUGUCAAGGCCUUUUUUGGCAAGGUUGCCGGCAGGGCCGAGGAUGUUGGCAACGAGGCACUUUCCAGGUAAUUACAAUUAUUGAAUUAUUAAUACAAGUAAUUGAUCAAUACAAUUAUUUAAGACCUUUGAAUUACUUAUGACUGGUUGACAAUUCCUUAACAUACAAGUGCGUAAAAAUGGAACUCACGCGUAAAUGGAACUCCCUUUUUCCAAUGCACAUCAAGUAAAAAGAGUGGGGUCAUAUAGUACAACGAUAAACAUGCCACGCUUAACCGACGUAUUUUUUCACCCUCCCAGGACGCUGGUGGUGUACCCCCAGACCAAGACCUAUUUCUCCCACUGGAAGGACCUGAGCCUCGGCUCUGGCCCCGGUCAGGAAGCACGGUGGGACCGUCAUGGGAGGCGUCCUGGAUGCCAUUGAGAAAAUUGACGACCUUAGUGCUGGUCUUCUCACCCUCAGCGAGCUGCACGCCUUCUUGUUGAGAGUGGAUCCUGCCAACUUCAAGGUGAGUAAAUAGUUAAAAAUGCACUUGUUUUCUUUCUCACUAGUAGCUUUUUUCCAUUAGCAAACGUCCAAGCUUGAAUACUGUAAUAGCUUAAUGUAUGCAGCUUAAAAACCCAAUGGAUUUCAAUCUUUAGAAACAUACUCAUGAAAUAUGCUUCUAAUAAUGUUUCUGCUCUCUCUUCACAUCCCAAGAUCUUCAACCACAACAUGCUGGUGACCCUGGCCAUGAUGUUCCCUGAUGACUUCACCCCUGAGGUGCACGUGGCUACGGACAAGUUUCUGGCCCAGCUGGCCCUGGCUCUGUCUGAGAAGUACCGUUAAGCAAGGAGCUAGAUUUCCACUUGACAAUCUUUGUAGGGUGCCAAUUGAAAUUAAAAGAUGCAAUAAAUAAAUCCUACCGAUCGAAUCUGAAA
Molecule: messenger RNA, 948 nt
Organism: Coregonus sp. 'balchen'
Lineage: Eukaryota; Metazoa; Chordata; Actinopteri; Salmoniformes; Salmonidae
Source: the annotation of a GenBank genome assembly